Messenger RNA from Mycetomoellerius zeteki, 2021 nucleotides. It is a transcript of the gene Eb1, whose product is annotated as microtubule-associated protein RP/EB family member 1. Bases 164 to 1288 code for a protein of 374 amino acids. Lineage: Eukaryota; Metazoa; Arthropoda; Insecta; Hymenoptera; Formicidae. Gene Ontology annotation, molecular function: microtubule binding. The transcript is spliced from 8 exons. The record is from RefSeq and is a predicted model, not a curated record.
CCGCCACGCCAGCCAAUCGCGCUCGAAGAAACCGUUACGAGUUUCCGUUGUGUAUGCGUGUUUGAACGAUCUAGUGCACAUUUGUCAUCUGCGUGCUGUGAACCACUCCCGUGUGCGGUGUUACCCGUGUUUUCGCGAUCCUCGUUAAAGCAAACGGAGCAACAUGGCUGUUAACGUGUACGCUACAAACAUGACGUCGGACAAUCUCAGUCGCCACGACAUGCUGGCGUGGGUGAACGACUGUCUGCAAUCUUCGUUUACCAAGAUCGAAGAGCUCUGCACUGGAGCAGUCUAUUGUCAGUUCAUGGACAUGCUCUUCCCAGGCAGUGUACCUUUGAAAAGGGUCAAGUUCAAGACCAAUCUGGAACACGAGUAUAUACAGAAUUUCAAAAUUCUCCAAGGUGGCUUCAAAAAGAUGAAUGUGGAUAAGGUAAUACCAGUGGACAAGCUGAUAAAAGGACGCUUUCAAGAUAACUUUGAGUUUCUACAGUGGUUCAAAAAGUUUUUUGACGCAAAUUACGACGGACGUGAAUAUGACGCUUACGACGCGCGCGGCUGCAUACCGCUAGGUUCUGGCGUGGACGGAACGCACACUUUAUCGAAUCCCCAGUUGGUACCUUUGCCACCACAAUCGAAACAGCCGCAAAUGCAACAAAGACAUAUACAGCAACGUACCAUCAUUGUGCCAAUAGAUAGGCUGGUGAAAGGCAGGUUCCAAGACAACUUUGAGUUUUUGCAAUGGUUCAAGAAAUUCUUUGAUGCAAACUACUCGGGAGCAGAUCCGUAUGAUGCGCUUGCUAUGCGAGGAGGAGAGCCUAUGGGUAGUGGCGGAAGUAAUGCACCACGUGGUGGUUCUAACGUGAAACGUACUUCUCCACGCGACACAAUAAGUUCGACUAAACCGGCUCCUCGUACUACUGGUGAGGGACAUCCAUCUACCAUGCGUGCAGAUAGUACAAACUCUUUAGUAAAUAAAGUUCAGCAGCCGUACCGUGCGCCUCCCAAAAACACAGUUGGCAAUCGUGGUGAUAACGGAAAAAUUGAGGAACUUAGUGCGCAGUUGGUUGAACUGAAAAUGUCAGUCGAAGGUCUGGAAAAGGAGAGAGAUUUCUAUUUUGGAAAAUUACGUGACAUAGAAGUCAUGUGCCAAGACUGCGACAAUGGCGGUGAUCCUCCACCUAUUGUACAGAAAAUUUUAGAAGUCCUUUAUGCAACAGAGGAUGGUUUUGCACCACCUGAGGAAUUGGAAGGUGACGGACUUGCGCCUGAUGACGAGGAGGAAUAUUAACCUUUUUUAUUUACGGAUGUAAUCGAAAUGAACAACAGCAAAUUAUCCAAGUGCGUUUCAGUUUAUCAUGCCUGUGAGCCAGUAUCAUUACCCCUUGCAUAAUUAUUACAUAAGCUGUUUUACAUGAGCAAAUUCAACAGUUUUUGCGCGGAUUGUGCAUACAUUUUGUUAAUAAAGUUCACUGAAAUCAUUAAGAUUCGCACAACAUUAGAAUAGACUUAAGUUGAGUAGUGCACUUGAAUAACUUGUUCUUUAUUGGCCGUUGCUAAAAGAGGGAAAGAAAUGGAGAAAAUUAGAGGAAGAAAAUCAACUAGUAAUCUAUCACAAAUUAUUGCAAUUCCUUAUAGCGUUAAAAUGGUAGAGUUCCGAAGAUCAAUGGCUCUCGAAUUGCCUCAAAAAUUUAUGUAGAUACCGAUGCCUAUUAAUGUUAUCUGCAUCCGUACUGUUACGUAGCGACUUACGUUAACUACACAUUUUUUUAAUGCGUGAGUGUUUUGUUUGUAAUUGUAUUAAGUUUGAUCGAUAAUGAAUCACGAAGCCCCCAUCAACAAUUUUGCCUUUUGAAAUCUAUUUAUAGUCAUCUAAAAUGUUAGUCCUAUUGAGGAGUUCAAACAAAAGCUGCUCAAUUUGUUCCAGUCGUUUUCUAUGUGCAAUAUGGCCCAUGCAUUCAAUAGUUUCGUGUGAAACAAUAGAUUUUCAUCGUCAGCAAAAUAAUUUGGAUAUACAUAAUAUU